Messenger RNA from Dentiscutata heterogama, 239 nucleotides. The record is from the annotation of a GenBank genome assembly. Lineage: Eukaryota; Fungi; Glomeromycota; Glomeromycetes; Diversisporales; Gigasporaceae.
CACAUCUUCAUAAAACAGAUACACAAGUUAUGAGAGAAAAAUUAGUUAAUAAAGGAUCUUGUCCAGUGAAAUUUUAUCAUAUAUCGCCUAAAGAUUUAACUAAAUGUCUAUUUAUUGUAAUAAUCUCAAUUGGUGUUCAUAAUUAUCUGCCUCCACCUCCAACUAAAACCCCAUUUAAUAUAAUUGAAAAUUUGCAGAAGAUUAUUGAGAAAGAACAUGUUUUGAGUCUUACUACAUGA